AUGGCCACGUACUUGCAAACUGCUUGCAUUUAUUGCAAGAGCAAGAAGAAAUUGGUCCAAUGUCAGUGUGAUGGAAAGAGCCCUUGUUCGGUUUGCAUCAGCAAUAAAAAGAGCUGCCUGUACAGUGCGGGUAUAGAUAGGAGGCGGAGAAAGUACCACACCGACUAUGUUGCUUAUCUCGAGACAAAGACAGAGGCGCUUGAGAAGUUCAUCAGAGGCUUUGUUAGCGACGAUGAGGCCCUGAGGCGAAAUGCAGAGGAUGUCUUCAGCUCGAUAUCGUUCGAGGACAUGGGCAAAUCAGCGCCUGUUUCUAAUACUGCCGAACUCAACAGCAAACAGGAAAUUGAUGACUUUAAUGAGUUGUUGUACCAUGCGCAGAAUCUGACCUUGGACUCUGACGAAGUGCAGAGCGACUCUGAAGAAACUGGCGAGAUCCCUCUGGGCAUGAACGGGCUGGAUCUCUACUUUACCGACUCCGAUUUCCGAGAGCAUUUGACGUGUUGUUUUGAAGAAAACUUGUGCUCAGUUGCAUAUGUCAUUCGGCUGACCUUGGGCGAGCUACGCCAGUGGAAGUUCUCCGCUGAUAGACCAUCACAGCAGUUGUUAAUGUGUGCUGUUUUUGCCCUGGGUGCUCUGUACUCGGACCACCCAAUGGCCAGUACGGCUAGGAACGUUUUCAUUGCAGAGGCUGAAGAUCUAGCUAUUGGAACUUCCAGGUAUUGUCUAGACAAGUACCUGUUACAGGGUCUGUUUCUGUUGUCAUGCUACGAGCUGGGAAUGGGCAACGAUUCGAUAUCCUAUCUGUUUGACUCUAUGGCAAGUUCGCUUACCCAGCAUAUGGGGUAUCAUAUUUCCUAUGAUGAGAACUCCAGCGCUGCAAAGUUUGCGCCUACUAGUACGCCCUUCAAAUCUGCUCUGCUGUGGUCGGUGUGCUCUCAAGAUAGAAUCAUCACCACAACUCUCUCUGUUCCUUCGUGUAUUCACUUCAAGAGGAUCAUAUCUCCGUUUUACAACAUUAGUUCACUACCCGAUGAUCCUGAUUACGCUCUUGAGGUGUCGUUUUCAUUCUCCUCCCGUCUUUGGUAUAUUUUGGAUAGGUUCAUGGACCAGAUAUGUGCCGUACAAGGAGACGUUGGUGAUACUCAAGCGAGAAGCACGCUUCUCGCAACAGGGACCAAAGCUCUAUUGAACUUGAAAAACUCCUUGCCUGCAAAUCUGCGGAAUCCUCUAUCUACAACUGAUCCUAACUGCCAAGUCUUUCACAUUAACUACUACGUCUGUGUCAUUUUGAUGCAAAGACUGUUCUUGAGGGAACUUCCAGCCGAAGCCAGCAACGCCUGUAUUAGUGCAGCGGUAUCUGCAUCGGAGUUGAUCAGGAACUUGUCUUUCGAGUUGGACAAGUCGCCCUACUUUUUCAGUUAUCUCGUUAGUUGUGUUGCGAUGAUCCAUUUGGUUCUCCUGAUAGAAAAGCAACACCGAGGACCAACCCUCUCCAGCAGUUCUUCUGACCAUUACACGGACCUGGUCACCUGCGUUAAUGCCCUGGGAGAAAUCGGUAAGACUUGGAAGAGAGCUCAGAAGGAUCUCAAGUCUCUGCUGUCAUUCGCUGAGUCAAAUGAUUUUUACUGCGAAGAGUUGAGCAAUCUGUGCCAUCCAACUUCCAAGACACAUGAAAAAUUUACAGAGAUCCCCACAGGAACAGAUGCUGCUUUUGAGCAGGCCUUCCAUGCUUAUCCGAACAUACCUCUCUACCAGCCCUACGUCCACAACGAUUAUACCCAGCCCAACAACCUUGCCUCAUACUCACAAAAUCCUGGAGAGUUUGCUCCCCAAUUCACUUCCGCACCUGUCUAUAAUUCUGACCAGCAUUCGAUGUACCCACCAUUCAAUGCCGUCCCCCAGUUCAACUCUCCAAACAUACAUUUUCCUGACGGUAGAGCUGGACCUAACAAUGAAUAG
Kuraishia capsulata CBS 1993 is the source of this 1959-nucleotide messenger RNA. RefSeq lists its product as uncharacterized. Lineage: Eukaryota; Fungi; Ascomycota; Pichiomycetes; Pichiales; Pichiaceae. Gene Ontology annotation, molecular function: DNA binding; DNA-binding transcription factor activity, RNA polymerase II-specific; zinc ion binding. Gene Ontology annotation, biological process: DNA-templated transcription; regulation of DNA-templated transcription. The record is from RefSeq and is a predicted model, not a curated record. The coding region runs from base 1 to 1959 and encodes 652 amino acids. The transcript is spliced from 2 exons.